CAUGCCAUCUGGUGGUGAGAUGUUCCAUAUCCUCCAAGCAUCCCUACUGAACCCUUGCUCAUCCAUUCCGUCCUCCCUGGUGGCUUCUUGCUUGUAUAGCCUUGAGCGACUGAGAUAUAUCAAAUUCUUCUCAUCUAAUCCCUGGUGCUAACAAUACAUACUGAUUCAAUAGAUGUAUGUAACCAUGUCUAGGGCUACGUUAACAACUUAGUGCUAAACCACUCAGUGUAGUAGUAGUUCCCUUGUACAAUGCUUAGGUGGGAAGCAAAUUGUCAUGCACAAUUUUGUAGCAAAUACGAUAUUGUUCCUUUUGGUUAAAUUUAUUGACCAUUUCUCAGAAUCCAGCUCUUGUCUCUUUUGUAUCUUUCUAAUGUAUUCUUUGCGGUAACUUAGUUCGACACUAUAACUACUUACUACUCCCUUCAUUCUCAAAUAUAUGACAUUUAGGACAAGUUAUUUAAUUCAAAAUGAACUGAAUAACUUGUCCUAAACGUCAUAUAUUUGAGAAUGGAGGGAGUACCAGUUUAAAGAUGGAAACAGCCUAAAGGUAAACUGUACUCUCAGAUUCUAAUUCUUGAUGUUGUCACUCGAGAAGCAAGCUGGAAGUGCUUACUGACUGCAUUGUGCCAUGUUGCCCCUAGAGCAGCAAGCAGGAUCUGUAUAGUGACUGUGUUGUUUCUCAGGCAGGAUCAUGGCAAAGGUUUUACGAUCGGGGCGGGUCUUCGAUCUUCGCAUUUGCGUCAUCCAGUACUUCGAAAGGAAGUGGGUGCUUUUGCUACUGAUAAAUCUCUCUCAAACCAAGCUCCAUGUUUACGGUCAUCCCAGAACUGCAGACCCUGGAAAACCAGCUCGCAGGAGAAAAGGCUCGGGGUUCCUACUUCUUUUGGACUCAAGUUUCACCCUCUAAAGUAACCCUGCUCUAGCUAUACUCACUGCCAUGUUACUGUUCACGUGCUCCAUUUGAACCAUAUGGCUUGGCAAUGGUUCUCCAGUUCUCCUCUCUCUUUGACAUGCACGCCAGAACGAACAUAUAUAGAUAUCAACGAGAACGUCAGAAAUUCAUAGAUACUCUCUCCGUUCCAAAAUGUAGGUCGUUUUGUCUUUUCUAAAUUUAUAGUGUUUGUUAUGCACUUAAAUAUAACAUAUGUCUAGAUACAUAGCUAAAUAUAUAAAUCUAGAAAAGUCAAAACGAUCUACAUUUUAAAAUGGAGGGAGUAGAUGGGAAUGGGAUCAAAGCAUUAUUGAAUGGAGGGAGUAGAUGGGAAUGGGAUCAAAGCAUUAUUUUCUAGGUAAAUGGGAUAUGGGGUCCCCAGGCUUUAAGCUGGGUUCAUUCUAUGUAGUAGUGACAUUUUGCUUUUUAGGUUGUAUCAGCGAAUCUAAGGAUGUUAAAGCAAUGAAAAAUAGUGUUGCAUAGUACUGGUACCACCGGCUUUAGAGCCUAGAAUGACGACUCGGUGAGCGAAUUUGUCGAAGAGAAGAACCAACCAAGACACACGUGACGCGACCAGCAUAUCAUGGUACAAACUUUGCAAAAGCGCCUGGCGGGACGCGAGCUGGCGUAGCUGCUACCCACGCCAUUAAUUCUCGCCGCUCCACACAAAGGUCACCCCAUUCACACAGCAAAGAAAACCGCAAGCAAAGCUUAGCUAAACAGAAACCCACAGAACAGGAAAGGUGGGGAGGAAGAAGAAAACACCAAAAUAUUCCCCUCUCAUCAGGGCAGGCAACCGCAGCGCCCCCGUCCCUGUCCUCCCGUCGUCAUCCAUCUCCCACUCACUCCCCACUCUUACCACUGCUCCUCCACUGGCGAGAUGGGGCGAGGCUCGGGCGCCGCUCCCGUCUCGCCGGGCCUCGCGCUUGAGGCCGCGGUGCUGGCGCUGCUCGCGGCCGCGGCGGCGCUGCCUUCCCCGGCGGCCGGGGUCAACGUGACGGCCGUGCUCUCGGCGUUCCCCAACUUCGCCGACUUCGCGCGCCUGCUGGCGUCCACCCCCGUGGCCGGGGAGCUGGCAGGGAGGUCGUCGCUGACGCUGCUGGCCGUGCCGAAUGCCAACCUGCCGCAGUCGCCCUCGGCGUUCGCGGCCGGCGCCGGCGCCGGCGCCGACAUCGCCGACGUGCUGCGGUACCACGUCCUGCUUGAGUACCUCUCCCCGUCCGACCUCGCUCGCCUCCCGGCGUCCGGGAAGCUCGUGACGACGCUGUUCCAGACCACGGGCCGCGCUCCCUCCGACCUCGGCGCCGUCAACCUCACCGCGGGGACAAACUCCACCGUCGUGGUCCGCUCGCCGGCGCCGUCCCCGGGGUCGAACGCCACCGUCCUCGGCGCCGUGACCGCGGUGCCGUACAACCUCAGCGUGCUCGCGGUGGGUGGCCUCAUCGUCCCCUCCGGAUUCGACCUCGCGGCCUCCGAGAGCCGUCCGGCCCCGCCGGUGAACAUCACCCGGGUCCUCACCGACGCGCGGGGAUUCAACGUGGCGGCCUCCAUGCUGCAGGCUUCCGGUGUGGCGAGCGAGUUUGAGGCCGACGAGCACGGCGCUGGCAUCACAGUCUUCGUGCCCACCGACGACGCCUUUGCCGGCCUCCCCGCUACCGACCGCCUCCAGUCCCUCCCCGCAGAGCGCAAGGCCGUUGUGCUCCGCUUCCACGUCCUGCACUCCUACUACCCGCUCGGCUCCCUCGAGUCCAUCGUGAACCCCGUCCAGCCGACGCUCGCGACUGAGUACACCGAGGCUGGCCGCUUCACCCUAAACAUAACCCGUGUCAAUGGCUCCAUCGCCAUUGACACCGGCGUCGUGCAGGCAUCCAUCACCAGAACAGUGUUCGACCAAAACCCUGUGUCAGUCUUCGCCGUCUCCAAGGUUCUACUGCCCAAGGAAAUGUUCAGCCGGGGGGAUUCUGACAGCACUACCAUGGCACCACCUUCAGCCGCAAUGGCACCCGGCAAUGCGGGGAAUGAACAGACACCACCGACAAGGCUUUCAUCCCCGCCUGACCUGCACGGCGAGGAUAGUGAGUCGUCAGCUGCUUUGACGACAGCAAAGGGGGCUUCUUGGUGGUGUAUAGGAUUGAUGUAUCUACAGCUGCAUCUGUUACUCUCUCUGUAUUUACAGCUUCAGAAUCUGAACAUUUCUCCCAUGUCUCUAUUGACUUGGAAGAUGUGAAAGGAGACAUGCCACAUGCUAAAAAAUCUUGGGUAAAGCAAAAGACUGGAGCAACUUCAAGUGAUCCAAACUGGUAGGACAGGUUUGAUGUCAGUGGAGACUUUUUGUUCGAUGCAGCUGUGGAAGUUAGCCUGUGGCUUUGCGAUCACAUGUUAGCUCCUCAUGUAUAUUAUUGUACUUUCUGUUUUCUGAUAUUAUUAGCUACGUAAGAAGGUAAAAAUAAAGAGGUAUUAGUGAAGUAUAUAGCCAUAUGCUGCAAUAACAUAGGUAGCACUACCAGCUAGCUUCAGAAAUUUAGUUAAUCCUUGCUAUAUGUAUUGAUCUGAUAACCAGAGGAGGAAAAUUUAACUAACAGAAGCUGACGAGAUACUUCCAGAAUUUCUGGUUAUUUUGACAGGUGAGUUACCACGAGCCACUGGUUAUGAGGUCUGAUCUGUGGGCCCUUCCAGCACAUCCCUUUUGGUUAACUUGAUAUUUUUUUUCUAGUGGAGACCGUGCUCUUUAUAGGCUUGCUGAUACUAGUCGGAUUAUGUCUUUGACAGUUCCCGGCAUGACAAUCUUGCAAACCUGUAGGUGGUGAACAAUCAGUAAUUCUGCUUUGAUUCUGCUGUUAAUCUGUAUCUAGCAGACUCGCACCAUCA
Panicum virgatum (switchgrass) is the source of this 3799-nucleotide messenger RNA. Its product is annotated as protein ESMERALDA 1-like. NCBI's taxonomy places the organism in Eukaryota, Viridiplantae, Streptophyta, Magnoliopsida, Poales, Poaceae. Bases 1812 to 3158 code for a protein of 448 amino acids. The transcript has 5 exons. Gene Ontology annotation, cellular component: plasma membrane. Gene Ontology annotation, biological process: abscisic acid-activated signaling pathway; multidimensional cell growth; mucilage biosynthetic process involved in seed coat development. The record is from RefSeq and is a predicted model, not a curated record.